AUGGGCGAGAGGCUGGAGCUCCGGCUGAAGUCGCCCGUGGGAGCCGAGCCCGCCGUCUACCCCUGGCCGCUGCCCGUCUACGACAAACACCAUGAUGCUGCUCAUGAAAUUAUUGAGACAAUUCGGUGGGUCUGUGAAGAAAUCCCCGAUCUCAAGCUUGCUAUGGAAAACUAUGUUUUAAUUGACUAUGAUACAAAAAGCUUUGAAAGCAUGCAGAGGCUUUGUGACAAGUACAACCGAGCCAUUGAUAGCAUUCAUCAGUUGUGGAAGGGAACCACCCAACCGAUGAAACUGAACACUCGUCCCUCCAACGGGCUCCUCCGGCACAUCCUACAGCAAGUGUAUAACCACUCGGUGACUGAUCCAGAGAAACUAAACAACUAUGAGCCCUUUUCCCCAGAGGUUUACGGAGAAACUUCCUUUGACUUAGUGGCCCAAAUGAUAGAUGAAAUUAAAAUGACAGAGGAUGAUUUGUUUGUUGACUUGGGCAGUGGUGUGGGUCAGGUGGUGCUUCAAGUGGCUGCAGCCACAAACUGCAAACAUCACUAUGGUGUGGAGAAAGCUGAUAUUCCAGCCAAAUAUGCUGAGACGAUGGACAGAGAGUUCAGAAAGUGGAUGAAAUGGUAUGGGAAAAAACAUGCAGAAUACACACUGGAAAGAGGUGACUUCCUCUCAGAAGAAUGGAGAGAGAGAAUUGCAAACACAAGUGUUAUUUUUGUGAAUAAUUUUGCCUUUGGUCCUGAGGUGGAUCACCAACUGAAGGAGCGAUUUGCGAACAUGAAGGAAGGUGGGAGAAUUGUGUCCUCAAAACCUUUUGCACCUCUAAAUUUUAGAAUUAACAGUCGAAACUUGAGUGAUAUUGGCACUAUAAUGAGAGUUGUGGAGCUAUCACCACUGAAAGGGUCUGUGUCAUGGACCGGGAAACCAGUUUCUUACUACCUGCAUACUAUUGACCGAACCAUACUUGAAAACUAUUUUUCUAGUCUCAAAAAUCCAAAACUCAGGGAGGAACAAGAGGCAGCUAGACGUCGUCAACAAAGAGAAAAUAAGAGCAACACAACUACUCCAACGAAGGUUCAAGAAAACAAGGUGAACACCCUGCAUUUUCAUAGAGAUUCUGGUGCUGAAGAAGAAAAGGCUGCGGCAAAUUCUGUUAAAAAGCCAUCUCCCUCCAAAGCACGGAAGAAAAAGCUAAGUAAAAAAGGAAGGAAAAUGGCAGGCAGGAAAAGAGGACGUCCCAAGAAAAUGAACACUGCAAAUACAGAGCGCAAGACCAAGAAGAACCAAACUGCACUAGAACUUCUGCAUGCUCAAACUGUUUCACAAACAUCUUCAUCCUCUCCUCAGGAUGCAUACAAGUCACCUCAUAGCCCAUAUUACCAACUACCUCCUAAAGUGCAACGGCAUUCAUCUAACCAGCUACUGGUGACACCUACCCCACCUGCACUACAGAAGCUGCUAGACUCUUUUAAGAUCCAGUACAUGCAGUUCAUGGCAUACAUGAAAACUCCUCAGUAUAAAGCAAGUCUGCAACAGUUACUGGAGCAGGAAAAGGAAAAGAAUGCUCAGUUACUGGGGACAGCACAGCAGUUAUUCACCCACUGCCAGGCACAGAAAGAGGAAAUCAAACGUCUUUUUCAGCAGAAACUUGAUGAGUUGGGAGUUAAAGCUCUAACAUACAAUGACCUGAUUCAGGCUCAGAAGGAAAUCUCUGCUCACAAUCAGCAACUGAAAGAACAGACGAAACAGCUGGAGAAGGAUAACAGUGAACUCAGGAACCAGAGCUUACAGCUGCUUAAGGCACGAUGUGAAGAACUGAAGCUGGAUUGGUCAACGUUGUCACUGGAGAACUUGCUGAAAGAGAAGCAGGCGUUGAAGAAUCAGAUUUCUGAGAAACAAAAGCACUGUUUGGAAUUGCAGAUCAGCAUUGUGGAACUUGAGAAGAGUCAAAGACAGCAGGAGCUCAUGCAGCUGAAAUCGUACACGCCAUCUGAUGAGUCACUGUCAGUACAGCUACGCAAUAAAAACCAUUUGAGCCGUGAUCCUGAGGCUGAUCAUGGCAGGUUCCAACUGGAGCUUGAAUGCUCUAAGUUUCCUAUGCCCCACAUCAAUGGCAUGAGCCCUGAACUGUCCAUGAACGGCCAUGCUACUCCUUAUGAAAUUCAUAACAGCUUCAGCAGGCCCUCUUCCAAGCAGAACCCUCAGUACACGACCUCUCACCUGGACCAAGAAAUAGUUCCGUGUACCCCAAACCACAGCAGCAGACAGAAGGCAGACAAGAUGACAAGCUUGUCCUUACCUGAUUAUACCAGGUUUUCCCCAGCUAAAAUAGCACUAAGGAGACACUUGAAUCAAGACCAUGGAAUCAAUGGAAAAGCAACAGCUAAUGAGAUACAUUCCAGAGCUGACCACGUCAAAGAGAAUGGCCUUACAUAUCCAAGCCCUGGUAUUUCAAAUGGCAUAAAGCUGAGUCCUCAGGAAACUCGGCCCUCUUCCCCAGCGGCCUUACCAAUUGCAGGCGAGAAGAACAAAGAAAAAGUUUUGAGAGAGAGAACCUCUGUGAGUAAUGGAGAAACUAUCACCAGCCUACCUAUCAGUAUUCCUCUCAGCACAGUGCAGCCCAAUAAACUCCCUGUUAGUAUCCCUCUGGCCAGCGUAGUCCUACCUAGCCGUGUUGAGAAGGUGAGAAGCACACCUAGCCCAGUUCAUCAGAGUAGAGACUCAUCGACACUUGAAAAGCAGAUUGGUGCUAGUUCUCAUAAUGGCGUAAGCAAUGCUGCUGGAAACAAGCCACUGGCUUUGGCUACCUCAGGUUUUUCUUACUCUUCUGGCUCCGUGGCAGUCAAUGGAAAUCUUACAAACAGCCCAGCCCAUCUUAACCAUAGUGUUGAUCAGGCAGCUCUGGACGACUCUGGGAGUCUGUUUAACUCAGUAGGGUCUCGGAGUUCCACUCCACAACAUCCUUUGCUAAUGAUGCAGUCAAGGAACUCUGGGCAAAACUCCCCUGCUCACCAGCACUCAACAAGCCCCAGGUUAAAUGGCACCUCCCAGAGCCUGGUAGGGGUAUUGCAAUAUGCAGAUGCUCAGAAGAUGUUUGCCGAAGGAACAAAGGGGGAUCUUCAGUCUGAUGCAGCGUUUUCAGAUCCUGAGAACGAGGCCAAGAGAAGAAUCAUCUUUACAAUCUCUCCUAAUACAGGACAUGUAAAACAAUCCCCUUCCAACAAGCACAGUCCUCUGCCCACGAGCGCUCGGCUGGACUGUGGCCAAGCACACGCGCAGGAUGGGAAGAAGCGAGGCCGGCGGAAGAGAUCCUCUACUGGGAAUCUCAGCGGGAACUCCGGGGUCUCCCCUAAACGCAAAUCCUUACCUACUGUGUCUGGACUCUUUACGCAACCAUCAGGUUCACCGCUCAAUAUCAACUCCAUGGUCAAUAACAUUAACCAGCCUUUAGAAAUAACAGCCAUUUCCUCUCCUGAAAACUCCCUGAAGAACUCUCCUGUUCCUUACCAGGACAAUGACCAGCCCCCGGUACUGAAAAAGGAAAAGCCCCUCAUGCAGACCAACGGCGUUCAUUACUCUCCUCUAACAUCAGACGAAGAGCAGGGAUCUGAAGAUGAGCACAAUAGCAGCAGAAUUGAGAGGAAAAUUGCAACAAUAUCAUUGGAAAGCAAAUCUCCACAGAAGACUGUUGAAAAUGGCGGCAGCUUAUCUGGGAGGAAACAAGCACAAAGCAACGAAAACAUGAAUAGCAGUAAAUGGAAAUCUACUUUUUCGCCGAUAUCUGACAUCAACCUGACCAAAACUACAGAUAGUCCCUUGCAGUCGGUUUCAUCUCUGAGCCAGAAUUCACUGUUUGCCUUCAGGCCGUCCUCCGAGGAUAGCCUUGCCAUCGACGCCAAGAUCACAGCACACACAAGGAAAAGCAUUGCCAUGCCCUCGUCUGGGGCAGACGGGCUCAGCCCUAGUACAAACUCCACUAACGGAUUCACGUACAACGGUGGACUGUCAACUGACAUUGGUUUACACAGCUUUAUCGAUGGUGCUUCUCUUCCGCAUAAGGCUUCAGACGUGACGACUUCCAACUGCUCCCUGGGUUUCCAGUCACAGCGAAGCAAAGAUGUGGGGGUAUCGGAAACGAAUCCUUUUUUGAACAAGAGGCAACUUGAAGGCCUCAGCGGCACGAAAGGAGAAGACUUAAAUCGGUCAGGGGUCAAAGGCAAAGAGAUCAGCGAAAUAAACAUUCGUACUGGGGGUUCUUCAGAAAAAAACUCUUUGCAGCAUAACGGAAAGGUUGGCAAAGGAAGGGACCGAGAUGUGGAGUUUAAAAAUGGCCACAACCUUUUCAUUUCUGCUGCUGUUUCAUCUGGUGGCCUUCUGAAUGGUAAAAGCCUUUCUACUGCUGUUUCUUCAGCAGGCAACCCAGCAUCUUCUGUUCAGACGCACCAUCCUUUCCUAAACACUUUGACCACUGGAUCGCAGUUCCCCCUCGGCCCCAUGGCCUUGCAAGCAAACCUCAACUCGGUGACAAAUUCCUCAGUAUUGCAGUCCUUAUUUAAUUCAAUGCCAGCUGCUGCCAGUCUGGUCCACGUGUCAUCAGCUGCAACCAGACUGACUAAUUCUCACACUAUGGGGAACUUCUCUCCUGGGGUUACAGGUGGAACAGUUGGAGGUAUUUUUAACCAUGCGGUGCCUUCUGCCUCCUCUCCUCAUCAAUUUGGAGCCAGUUUCAGCAGCAGUGCUGUCUCUAGCAGCACAGUGCUAAGCUUAAACCCUCUGCAGGCUGUUGCCAGCACCUCAUCCUCAUCCUUCCCACCCCCUUCCUCUAAUUUAGUAACAUCUAGUGAGACUAGAUCUGCUCAGCACCUCAACAGAGCGCCAGUGCAAUCUGUUUUCCAUUCCCCUCCGCCUCCUAACGUUUCAUUGCCCCCACCUCCUCCAUUACUUGCUUCUAACUCCGAGCCUGCGCUUCUGCAGAACCUGCCAUCCAUCCCACCUGGCGAAGCUUUUUUGCCAUCCUCUUCUGCUGCUUCUGUCCAAUCUGCUAAUGCUUCUUUGUCUAUUAAGCUAGCUUCUCUCCAGCACAAAACCUCCCGCCCCUCCUUUACAGUCCAUCACCCGCCUCUGCCCCGUUUGGCGCUGGCACAGUCCGCGCCCAUGAUCACGCAGUCCAACGCAGCUGGCACGUCCGCUAUGUGGGUUACACUUGGCAUGCAGUCUCCUUAUGCUUCGCACCUUUCUGGGGUUAAGCCACGAUAAAGAGCUUGCUUAGCUAACAGUUCUUAUUUUGUAAGGUAAGGCUAGAGGAAAAAAAAAAAAAAAA
Gymnogyps californianus (California condor) is the source of this 5320-nucleotide messenger RNA. RefSeq names its product DOT1 like histone lysine methyltransferase (gene DOT1L). Gene Ontology annotation, cellular component: nucleus. The record is from RefSeq and is a predicted model, not a curated record. Gene Ontology annotation, molecular function: histone H3K79 methyltransferase activity. Lineage: Eukaryota; Metazoa; Chordata; Aves; Accipitriformes; Cathartidae. Gene Ontology annotation, biological process: heterochromatin formation; DNA damage checkpoint signaling; DNA repair.